Solanum pennellii is the source of this 1339-nucleotide messenger RNA. RefSeq lists its product as uncharacterized. Gene Ontology annotation, molecular function: protein heterodimerization activity. The transcript is spliced from 4 exons. NCBI's taxonomy places the organism in Eukaryota, Viridiplantae, Streptophyta, Magnoliopsida, Solanales, Solanaceae. The coding region runs from base 909 to 1229 and encodes 106 amino acids. The record is from RefSeq and is a predicted model, not a curated record.
AUUGAAGAUUGCUAUUUUAUUUCUUUGAAAAUAUAUUUUUAAAGUUUGUAUGAUUGUCAUUCUGAUUUUGAGAUCACUGAUCACUUUAUUACAUUAGAGAAUUGCACAAUCCUUCAAUUAGUCCUUCUGAAGAUGCUUAAGAAUAAAUUGGUAAUGAUGAAGAAGAACCGUGAGUGACAAUACACUUGAAGCGCUGCUGGGAGAUUGACCAUAUUUACAGGAAUUUUAUAUGGACUAUGAUCGAUCAACUUGGGUGUUUGGCGCCAGUUUAUUCUGCAAACAACAAAGUAAAUUUAGUCUUUUUAAUUAUAAAUAAUAAUAUUUACCACUCACGUUAGAAAUCCUUAGCUUAACCAUGUCAUAGAUUCGUCCCAUGAUUAUAGCUGUCGUAGCACUAUUUUGUACAGGUCAAUGCUUUAUCCUACUGUCUAUAGCAUUUUGCCAUUGCUUCUUCAUUUUCAGUAUUUCCUUUUUUUAUAUGCUUUAGACUGUUUUUUCUUGAGUUGAGGGUCUAAUGGAAACAACCUCUCUACCCCCAAGGUAGGUAGGGGGUAAGGUUUGCGUAUGCCUAUCUCUACCCUUCCAGAACCCUCUUUGUUUACAUUGGAUAUGUUGUUGUUGUUGAAAUGUACGAUUAUAUUUGUAAGGUACUCCCGAAGUCAAACAUCUAGAGCACGACAAAUAAACAUUUAUUGUUCAGACAUUUUCGUCAAGAAAUCCAGUCAAUGGUAAAAUCAAAGGUCGUUUGUUUAUUAAUGAUGAACACAUUUUAGAACUAGUCCUAAUAAAUAUGGAAGUAGCGACAACUUCAAAAUUAAUGCCUAGUAACUCUCUUGGGGGUGGGGGCAAGAAGGAAAAGGGAGUUACAACAUGGUGCUCCUGCUAUUUAAAGGCCCUUCUCCCCUGAUAUGAUCCAAUAUAGAGAAGACAUGGAUUUCGAUAGUUCGUUAAUGGAACUCCCAAAAUCCUCAUCAGCACUACCUUCAGAAUUACAAAGACCGAUUUGUAUGCAUAGCUCUAUGCCAAGUAACAACAAAAUUCAGCAGGAUGAAGAUGAAAGGGACCCAAAGUUUAUGCAAUUGCUAAAAGAAAAUCUCUCCUGUUUCUGGAAUCAACAAAAGGAAGAAAUUCUACGUGCAGAUCCAAAGAGAAAACCUGAGAUGCCCAUUUCAAGGAUCAGACGGGCUAUGAAGUCAAAUGAUCAAGUAAAGGUAUGUUCAUGGCUCUGACUUAUUCCAUUGACAUAGUUAAUUCAUUUUCUUUAUUUGCUAUUAGUUGGAACUUGAAACAUUUGAUCUAAUACUUGUCUUAUUAACUUUUAUUGAUCUGCUGUCUCUAA